Messenger RNA from Cooperia oncophora, 723 nucleotides. NCBI's taxonomy places the organism in Eukaryota, Metazoa, Nematoda, Chromadorea, Rhabditida, Trichostrongylidae. The record is from the annotation of a GenBank genome assembly.
AUGCUAGGUUUCUAUGUAUCGGCAGUUUUCACCCGAUGGUGGCAAAUUUUCGAUAACAUCGGUUGGAUAGACACCCCUGCCCUAUGGAUUGCACAGUACGUUCUCGGCAAAACUGAAAGAGCUCGUUUGUUACGUCGUACACUGGUUCGGUACCUCGUGCUAACACAAGCUAUAGUGUUUCGUGAUGUCUCAGCUGGUGUACGGAAACGAUUCCCUACAAUGAACCAUCUUGUCACAUCUGGUUUAAUGACGGAAAAAGAGUUGGAGGAUUUCAACUCGAUUGUGACAACAUAUCCGAAGUACUGGGUGGUAAUGAACUGGGUGUUCAGAUUGAUCCGACUUGCUCGGGAGGAGAAGAACAUACCCGGUGAAAUGGUUUACGUUGACCUAAUGGAGAAAAUUCGUCAGUACCGAGUUCAAGUUCUCAGUUUGACGCUUUACGACUGGGUACCAGUACCUCUUGUGUAUACUCAAGUUGUUCAUUUGGCUGUGCGAUGUUACUUCAUGGUAGCGCUGUUUGGAAGGCAGUAUCUCCUUCCAGAUCCGGUCAGAGAAAGAAACAUCGACUCAGCUAAAACGGUGCUUACACUUCUACUUUUGUUUGGAGAAGGAGCGAGUGAGAUGCGUUAUAGAGCUGUUAUAGAGUGCCGUAUGUUCGUGAAAAGAGUUUCGAGACCGCAGAUAUUAUCGCUGAACAUGCGCAGAAAGUGCAAGGCAUUCUGA